Molecule: messenger RNA, 1057 nt
Organism: Hyaena hyaena (striped hyena)
Lineage: Eukaryota; Metazoa; Chordata; Mammalia; Carnivora; Hyaenidae
Gene: PSMG1
Product: proteasome assembly chaperone 1
Exons: 7
Coding region: 23-889 (288 amino acids)
Biological process (GO): proteasome core complex assembly
Cellular component (GO): endoplasmic reticulum
Molecular function (GO): proteasome binding
Source: RefSeq, a predicted model, not a curated record
CUGGGAGGGCGGCGGGGAGGGUAUGGCGGCCACGUUCUUCGGGGAGGUGGUGAAGGCGCCGUGCCGAGCCGGGACGGAAGACCAGGAGGAAGAGGAGGACGAGGGGAGGGGGACGGCCGAGGACAGGGAGGUCCGGCGGCAGCUGGCGCGGAAGAGGGAGGUGCGGCUCUUUCGAAGACAAACAAAAACAUCUUUGGAAGUUUCUCUGCUGGAAAAAUAUCCUUGCUCCAAGUUCAUAAUUGCUAUAGGAAAUAAUGCAGUAGCAUUUUUGUCGUCAUUUGUUAUGAAUUCAGGCGUCUGGGAAGAAGUCGGUUGUGCCAAACUCUGGAACGAAUGGUGCAGAACGACAGACACUGUGCAUCUCAACCCGGCAGACGCCUUUUGUGUGUUUUAUCAUCUAAAAUCGAAUCCCUCGGUCUUGCUCUGUCAGUGCAGCUGCUAUGUGGCUGAAGACCAGCAGUAUCAGUGGCUGGAAAAGGUCUUUGGCUCUUGCCCAAGGAAGAACAUGCAAGUGACUGUACUCACGUGUCGACAUGUUACUGACUAUAAAACCUCAGAAUCCACCAGCAGCCUCCGUUCUCCUUUCCUGAAAGCCCUAAAGACAGAGAAUUUCAAAGAGCCUCCAUGCUGUUCACUGUUGGAACAACCAAACAUUGUACAUGAUCUUCCUGCAGCAGUUCUGAGUUACUGCCAAGUGUGGAAAAUCCCUGCGAUCCUGUACUUGUGCUACACUGAUGUGAUGAAGUUAGACCUCAUUACAGUUGGAGCUUUUAAGCCCGUCCUUUCUUCCAGAAGCUUGAAAGGUUUGGUGAAGAAUAUUCCCCAGAGCACAGAGAUACUGAAGAAAUUGAUGACCACAAAUGAGAUUCAGAGUAACAUUUACACGUGAUUCCAGAGGUGGUUUUGUACAGUGUGUUAUUACCCCCCCCCGUUCCUGUAGGGGAGCAGCGUGUCCCCCCCGUUCCUGUAAGGGGAGCAGUGUCCCAUUUUGUUGGUUCCUUUUUCCCAAGGGGGUCUUUUGAGGGUGUUCAAACAGAAUAAACUUAUUUUAAAUUCA